Molecule: messenger RNA, 1901 nt
Organism: Branchiostoma floridae (Florida lancelet)
Lineage: Eukaryota; Metazoa; Chordata; Leptocardii; Amphioxiformes; Branchiostomatidae
Product: GDP-mannose 4,6 dehydratase-like
Exons: 2
Coding region: 124-1236 (370 amino acids)
Biological process (GO): GDP-mannose metabolic process
Molecular function (GO): GDP-mannose 4,6-dehydratase activity
Source: RefSeq, a predicted model, not a curated record
AAAUCACUGGUGCAUCCGCUUUAGACUGCCUCUUACGCUGCUGACUCACAGUUGGGACUAUUUUUCACAGAAGAAAUUCUGAUCCCUGAGGAAGGUUUGCCAGGCAACAUAGGAAGAUCAAGGAUGGAAAACAACAAGAGGCCCGAAGAAGUUGAUGGCGAGUCAAAAGACAAACCGGGAAACAAAGUGGCCCUGAUUACUGGCAUCAGCGGACAGGACGGAUCGUAUCUGGCGGAGUUUCUACUAGAGAAGGGAUACGAGGUCCACGGCAUACUUCGAAGGGCCUCAACGUUUAACACAGGUCGGAUUGUACAUCUCUACGGCAAUCCCCAUACCCACACAGAAUCCGGGAAUUUCCACCUGCACUACGGAGACAUGACUGACAGCACAUGCCUCAUGAAGGUCAUCGCUGAGGUCCGCCCUGACGAGGUCUACAACCUGGCCGCGCAGAGUCACGUGAAAGUCUCGUUUGAUCUCGCAGAAUACACCGCAAACGUUGAUGGUGUGGGCGUGCUACGAAUUUUGGAUGCCAUACGGGCAACGGGCCUCUCAGACACCACCAAGUUCUAUCAGGCAUCGUCUAGUGAGAUGUUUGGUUUGGUACAAGAGGUACCACAGAGAGAAACCACGCCAUUUUACCCCAGAUCCCCCUAUGGAGCAGCCAAGCUGUACGCUUACUGGGUUGUGGUGAACUACAGGGAAGCCUACGACAUGUUUGCCUGUAACGGUAUCCUCUUCAACCACGAGAGUCCGCGGAGGGGGGAAACGUUUGUCACCAGGAAGAUCACCCGAGGGGUGGCCAAAAUUCUGCUAGGUCAGCAAAACCACAUUACACUGGGGAACCUGGAUGCUAAAAGGGACUGGGGGCAUGCAAAGGACUAUGUCAAAGCCAUGUGGCUGAUGCUACAGCAUGAGAAACCAGAGGACUUUGUUAUAGCCACAGGAACGUCAUACAGCGUCAGGGAGUUUGUCGUUGCAUCAUUCAAGCAUAUCGGAGUAGAUAUCAUAUGGGAAGGUAACGGGCUGGAAGAGGUAGGCAAGGACAGAUCAACUGGCACCGUACGGGUCAGAGUCUCCAAGAGAUACUACAGGCCAGCAGAGGUGGAGUUCCUCCAAGGAGACAGCACAAAGGCCAGAAAAACACUCGGCUGGAAGCCGUCAGUUUCCUUUGAGGAUCUUGUUGCUGAGAUGGUGGAUGCUGAUAUUGAGUUCAUGAAAGCAAAUCCUACUUCCUGAUGCAAAUUUAGGAUUAAGUCAUCCUGGUCUUAAAGCUAAAUAUGAUUGUAGUUUACAAAUAGGGGAUCAGUAUGAUUCAUCACUUUACGAACUCAGAUAAGGUUAGGGUCAGCGGUAAGGGUUUAAGUGUGGUGCUGAGUUUGUCUGAUUAGCCAUGUGCUGACCUGGUAAAGGGCUGAAGCGUCUGACAUACAGUUGUACUGUAUAGUCUUUUAUUGGAAAAUAGGUUUUGCUUAAUUCCCUAUCAAUGUUUGUCCGACCAGCAUACAGUAUGUACAUAGCAGUGUACUUUCUUAGAAAUCAGGCAAAGAUGCUACCAUCCAUUUUAAGGUGUAAUUUUUUUUUUUCUUUUGAAUUGUGGUGUGAGCAAAGAAGACAGGAUAAUGUCCCACAUCUCUAUCUGGAUUUUGUCAAAGUGCAAUGUAAAGAAUUACAUUCUAGUUAAGUUAAAAGGCCAACAACUGUCUGAAGACUCCACUAUGGCCAUAGUAGUUGCAUUUUUGUAUGGUGCUUAAAUCUGCCAUGCUUGUCAUUCAAAUUAACCCAGUCACAAAAGUGAAUUGAAAAGUGUUACUGAUGAUGCAUUGUUUCUAUUAAGUAUAAGACCUUUGAGAGAAUUAGAGAAUUGUAGAUUGCUCAUUCAAAUACAUCUUGUAAAUUAUCAA